Molecule: messenger RNA, 5457 nt
Organism: Myotis brandtii (Brandt's bat)
Lineage: Eukaryota; Metazoa; Chordata; Mammalia; Chiroptera; Vespertilionidae
Gene: ZC3H7B
Product: zinc finger CCCH-type containing 7B
Exons: 20
Coding region: 7-2886 (959 amino acids)
Biological process (GO): miRNA processing
Molecular function (GO): metal ion binding; miRNA binding; protein binding
Source: RefSeq, a predicted model, not a curated record
AGACUGAUGGAGAGGCAGAGACGGAAGGCGGACAUCGAGAAGGGGCUGCAGUUCAUUCAGUCGACCCUACCCCUAAAGCAAGAAGAAUAUGAGGCCUUUCUGCUCAAGCUGGUGCAGAACCUGUUUGCUGAGGGCAAUGACCUGUUCCGGGAGAAGGACCACAAGCAGGCCCUGGUGCAGUACAUGGAGGGGCUGAACGUGGCCGAAUACGCCGCCUCUGACCAGGUGGACCUGCCCCGGGAGCUGCUGUGCAAGCUGCAUGUCAACAGAGCCGCCUGCUACUUCACCAUGGGCCUGUACGAGAAGGCGCUGGAGGACAGCGAGAAGGCGCUGAGCCUGGACGCCGAGAACAUCCGGGCGCUGUUCCGCAAGGCGCGCGCCCUCAACGAGCUGGGACGCCACAAGGAGGCCUAUGAGUGCAGCAGCCGCUGCUCGCUCGCCCUGCCCCACCACCUUUCCCGGAUCUUCAUCUCUUCCCCCCUCUCCAAUCUCUGGCAGGAAUUGGAAACCUUUUCUCUGCUCAGUAACGGCACUGCGGCUGGCGCGGCAGAUCAGGGAACUUCCAAUGGACUGGGGUCCAUAGAUGACAUCGAGACAGACUGCUACGUGGACCUGCGAGGCUCCCCGGCCCUCCUCCCCUCGACCCCCACGAUGCCCCUGUUCCCCCAUGUUCUGGACCUGCUGGCGCCCCUGGACAGCAGCAGCAGGGCGCUGCCCAGCACCGAGGGCCUGGACGACUUCUCCGACGGGGACGUCUUUGGUCCUGAGCUGGACACCCUUCUGGACUCACUGUCCCUGGUCCAGAGCGGCCUGCCUGGCAGCGGUGUGCCCAGCGAGCUGCCCCAGCUGAUACCCGUGUUCCCCGGCGGGACCCCGCUGCUGCCACCCGUGGUGGGGGGGUCCAUCCCCGUCUCCAGCCCACUGCCCCCCGCCUCCUUUGGCCUCGUCAUGGACCCCUCCAAGAAGCUGGCUGCCUCUGUGCUGGAUGCCCUCGACCCCCCGGGCUCCACCUUGGACUCCCUGGACCUGCUGCCCUACUCAGAGACCCGCCUGGACGCCUUGGACAGCUUCGGGUCAACCCGGGGCUCCCUGGACAAGCCCAGCGCCUUCAUGGAGGACCCCAGCUCACAGGACCAUCGUCCCCCCAGCGGCACUCAGAAGCCAGCCCCCUCGCCAGAGCCCUCCAUGCCCAACACCGCCUUGCUCAUCAAGAACCCCUUGGCUGCCACCCACGAGUUCAAGCAGGCCUGCCAGCUCUGCUACCCCAAAACAGGCCCCCGGGCAGGCGACUACACCUACCGCGAGGGCCUGGAGCACAAGUGCAAGCGGGACCUCCUGCUCGGCCGGCUCCGGAGCUCCGAGGACCAGACCUGGAAGCGGAUCCGGCCCCGGCCCACCAAGACCAGCUUCGUGGGCUCCUACUACCUGUGCAAAGACAUGAUUAACAAGCAGGACUGUAAGUACGGGGAUAACUGCACCUUCGCCUACCAUCAGGAGGAGAUCGACGUGUGGACCGAGGAGCGCAAGGGCACCCUCAACCGCGACCUGCUCUUCGACCCGCUGGGGGGCGUCAAGCGCGGCAGCCUCACCAUCGCCAAGCUCCUUAAGGAGCACCAGGGCAUCUUCACGUUCCUCUGCGAGAUCUGCUUUGACAGUAAACCCCGGAUCAUCAGCAAAGGCACGAAGGACUCUCCCUCCGUCUGCUCCAACCUGGCUGCCAAGCACAGCUUUUAUAACAACAAGUGCCUGGUGCACAUCGUCCGCUCCACCUCCCUCAAGUACUCCAAGAUCCGCCAGUUCCAGGAGCACUUCCAGUUCGACGUGUGCCGCCACGAGGUGCGCUACGGCUGCCUGCGGGAGGACAGCUGCCACUUCGCCCACAGCUUCAUCGAGCUCAAAGUCUGGCUGCUGCAGCAGUACUCAGGCAUGACCCACGAAGACAUCGUCCAGGAAUCCAAGAAAUACUGGCAGCAGAUGGAGGCCCACGCGGGGAAGGCCAGCAGCAGCUUGGGUGCCCCGCGGACACAUGGGCCCAGCACCUUUGACCUGCAGAUGAAGUUCGUGUGUGGCCAGUGCUGGAGGAACGGGCAGGUGGUGGAGCCUGACAAAGACCUCAAGUACUGCAGUGCCAAGGCCCGGCACUGGUGGGUGCGCGGGGCCCCGGGAGGGCUUGCCUCUGGUGGGGCGGCGACGCCACCCAGCGGUACUCAGCAGGACUCCCCUCGCCUCCCACAGCUCUGCAUCCACGCGCAGAACGGCCGCAAGUGCCAGUACGUGGGGAACUGCUCCUUCGCACACAGCCCGGAGGAGAGGGACAUGUGGACGUUCAUGAAGGAGAACAAGAUCCUGGACAUGCAGCAGACCUACGACAUGUGGCUGAAGAAGCACAACCCAGGGAAGCCGGGGGAAGGCACCCCCAUCAGCUCCCGGGAAGGGGAGAAGCAGAUCCAGAUGCCCACGGACUACGCCGACAUCAUGAUGGGCUACCACUGCUGGCUCUGCGGCAAGAACAGCAACAGCAAGAAGCAGUGGCAGCAGCACAUCCAGUCCGAGAAGCACAAGGAGAAGGUCUUCACGUCCGACAGCGAUGCCAGCGGCUGGGCCUACCGCUUCCCCAUGGGCGAGUUCCGGCUCUGCGACAGGCUCCAGAAGGGCAAGGCCUGCCCGGACGGGGACAAGUGCCGCUGCGCCCACGGGCAGGAGGAGCUCAACGAGUGGCUGGACCGGCGCGAGGUGCUGAAGCAGAAGCUGGCCAAGGCCCGCAAGGACAUGCUGCUGUGUCCGCGGGACGACGACUUUGGCAAAUACAACUUCCUGCUGCAAGAGGACAGCACUGCUGGUGCCGCCCCCGAAGCCCCUGCUGCGGCCACGGUCCCCGGGGAGUAGGCAGGUCUGGCUUGUGGGUGAAGUCCUAGGGUCAGGGGUGUGGAUGGGAACAGAGGGCCUGGCGGAAGGGCCGGGGCAGCCUGGGGGGGGGGGGGGGGGGGGCGCCCUCCUCAGGCAGCCCCUGGCCCUGGAAGCCCUCCCCAUCCCAUCCGCACCCACUACCCAGUGUGCAAGCCAGGUGCACGUGCUGCGGCCUCCAGGGGUCCCAGGGUCCUCAUCCUGCUGGAGCCCUGGGCAGCCCCCUGCCCCCAGCCCCAGCGCCCCUGGUUGGACCCCUCCAGCUUCAGCUACAGCUUUAACUUCUGUCUGCUCCUGAGGGGGGCCUGAAGCUCAGGGCUGGGGAGCCUGGGGUCCCCACUUGAAUCUGCAGCAGGAGGGUCCUCUCUACCCACCUUCAUUCCACCCCCACCUCCCUGGAGACAGAUCAGGACACAACAGAGGGUAGGAGGCCCCAAUUAGCUUUAAGAUGCAGCCCCAGAAUGGAGCUGGGACACGGUAUUGGUCACUUACCCCUCUGGGGCCUCAAUUUUCCCUCCGGUUGGAAGAGUGGGAGGGACUGGGGUCUGGCCCUUUAGUGAGGCCGUCAGCCCAGCCCCUCUCAUUCUUGAGCCAUUGAAUGUAGAUUGUAGAUCCUCAGAGCCUUUGGUCAUGACCCAGCCCAAAGCCCCCAUUCUACAGAUAGGAAAACUGAAGCCUAAAGGGAAGGAGUGAUCUACACAGGGUCUCCAUCCCACGGCAUGAGGUAGACCUGGGGUGCAAACUGGUCAGGAGACUCAGGGCCCGUCAUUAGGUAUGUGACUGCCUCUGGAUCAGUGUGCAGCUGGGGUCCCAGGCAGCGCCACCCAGGUGCUGGGGAAGGAAGCUCAGGGGUUUGGUCUUGUCAGCACGGAGGAGGGGAAGUCCUCUCCUGAGGAUGGCUGUGGGGAGCGUCCAGCAAAGGUCUCUUCCCACACCACUCAGGGACAGGUGGGAGGGGCAGGGAAUGAGGUACUGAGGUGAGGGGAUGCUGAGAGAAGGGAGACAUGCCCCUGGGGCAUCAUGGGCCAUUCUGGGACCAGACACAGCCCCUCUUUUUGGGGGACCCAGCAUGGUCCUCUCCCCCUUCUCCCUUAGACCCAGAAGUACAAUUAUGACUGUCUGUCCUGACCCCUCCCUGCUCCCUGGCUCUGCCAGCUGCCUAGGACCCCAGCUGACCCCCCAGCCCCUGCUCCCACCCACCAAGCCCCUCUCCUGCCCUCGUGUAGCCCUAAUGUCUGUGUGCACCCUCUGGUCUCCAUCCCACCCCCUGUGUGCAGGCCCCGUCUCCCCUGGUUCCCUAGACAUUCCAGAAUGCCCCACACCAUUGGCACAGACGUGGGGCUCCCCCAGAAGGAACCAGGGACCAAGGCUGGGGUCGGGGGUGAGACGGAGAGUAUAGCGCACCCCUUACUUCUCCUCAAGCAAGGAUUGACAGCGUGUGAUGAUACGAUGACGGGCAUCCGGGCUGCAGAGAGGCCUGUUUCUCUUGCCACCACUGCCCACCCUUUCCCCAAUAAUUGAGGCAUGCAUCCCUCCCUCCCCCUGCCCCUCCCCCCGCAGGCCAGCACUGCAGAGUGGGUGCUGGUGGCGUGGCUGGAGGGCAGGAGAGACCACACCCAGUGUGGGGGCCGUGGCCAUGAAUGUCCAUGACACUUGUUUUCCCUGGUCCGUGGUGUUGCCGUCUGUUGUCACCAGCCUUGUUUUUAGUGUGUAUAUAUGUCGCCCCCGUGAUGCAUAUAUACACAGGUAUUAAAUAUAUCGCUCUAUAUAAUAUUAUAUACGUGUGUGGUAUCCAACGAAUCACUUCUAUUGAGGGCUAAAGAUAAAGAAUUUGGCCAGAAAAUGCAGCCACCCUGGUGUAAUGUGGAGAGGUGUUCAAGGUCCUCAGGCCAUUUCCGGGGAAUUCAGGGACUAGGGCCAGGUCCAGAGUUGACUGGGCAGCAGGGGCAGAGGUGGCUUUGCUGGGGCCCAGCUCUGCUGACAGCUUCAGCGCCCCCUCCUGGGAGAGAGCAGGAGUGCGCAGGAACAGCAGAGGAUUGGUGUUUCUCUCUCCCCCAAGGGAAAAGGCUUAGAGUCCAGAUUUUUCUUCGACCUGUUUUCGUCCCAGGGCCUCCGGACCCGGGCCUUCCUGGCCUGGCCUGGCCGAUCUGGAUCCCUCGCAGGAGGCAGGAAGGGGUGGGGAGGGAAGCAGGAGUGCGCUCGGAAGGAUAAGGGCGAUUAUUUCAGCUGUGAUCCUGACUGGGAGGCUCGGAGAGGGGAACCAGGGCCUGUGCCCACCGCCAUCGGGCAGGGACAAGAGGCCAUGCAGCGUGGCGACGGGGCAGGCGCCCUUGACGGGAGUGUCCCUUUGGGGCCGGACAGCCAGGGGUGCUGCAUUUCUCAGCUGGGCAGGAAUCAAUCCAAUGGUCCUUUUAAAAUGUGUAUUAAAAUUUUAAGAAUACCACACUUUAAUAUUAAAUAUUCAUAAGGUCUAGUAUCUUGAUAAUAAUGUAGAUGUUUUAAUAACGAUUUUUGUCCUUCUUAAAAUAAAAUGAAAGAAACUCGCUCCUUUCA